AUGAACUCUCAAGAAUCUAGUUCAAGCUUUCAAAAAAAUACUUAUACUGAUAAAAGUGAUAUAAUUGGAACAAAAGAUGUUUGCCAAGUUAUUAUUAAAAAAAAUGAAAAAAACCAAAAAUGCGAAAAGGAAUAUGUUCAUGAUAAUUUGACAUCAAAUAUGAUCACUCACUUACGAUUAUAUAACAUAGUGAAUAGUAAAAAACUAAAAUCUGAUAUACAGCAAAAGCGACAAACUACAUUACUAGAAAUGGUUAAAACUAACACUCCACAUAAAGAUGAUAGAAGAAAAGAAAUAAUUAGAGGAGUUGUUGAAUAG
Messenger RNA from Scutellospora calospora, 318 nucleotides. The record is from the annotation of a GenBank genome assembly. NCBI's taxonomy places the organism in Eukaryota, Fungi, Glomeromycota, Glomeromycetes, Diversisporales, Gigasporaceae.